UAUAAAAUGGCAAUUUCCACCUAAUCUAUGCUUUUGUGAUAUCGCAACGCAACAGUCAUGGGUAGCUUAUCGAUACUGCUGGUAGUGCUUUUCGCUACCUGUCACAUCCGGACGGGCUCAGCUCAAAUCACAACGUUCAUAGUACCUGAACAUAAGGCCAAUUGGUUCGAUGCCGCCAAGUAUUGCUACGAGAAAGGCUGGAUGCUGGCUGCCAUUAUGGGUGCCGACGAGGAACGCCGAGUGACGGCCUUUGCCCAGCGCAACAGUCCAACCGGGUGGCUGAAUCCUCGUUUUUGGGUUGCGGAGAACGACCAGGAAGAGGACGCCGAGUUCUGUCCGCAGAUAACGCUGGAGAGCUACUUCGAGGGCGAGAACGAUUGCAUGGAGAUGUUGUACUUUGUGUGCGAGAGUUUGGAAUAAGAUGGGUAGAUAUUAGUUCUCGAUGGAAUAAUAGUUUUCGGAAGUAGGUCGAACAACAUCAUUUGAAAUUCAACGUUGCUCUAGUCCAGUUUCCAUUCCACAAUCGAUAGCCGACGUAGUUGAUUCCAUCUUAUCUAUAUUAUGCUAGUUAGAUUGCAAAUUAAUCCACUCUUGACACCUUUGGGUGGGCUACCGCCCCCGGUUGCGCUGUGCUUUGUGUUCGGGAUUGCUUGCGACUGGCCCAGAUUCAAUCUGCUCGCCGUCAUCCAUUGCAGUGUAUUCCCAGUCCGGUAAACCGCAAACUCACUUGCCGCCCACUCGCAACUCACAAAUGGCUAGCUGUAAAGGUCAUUGCUUCCAUCAUCCGCUUCCUGCCGUCGGUAAGCGAUGGCACAGUGGGCGAAAACGGAUGAACGUUUCAAAUUUAAGCUUAUUAUCCGUACUUGUGGCUGUAUUUUUGGAAAUUCAAUUACUUAUUAAAAUAUAUUGUAUGGUUUAAUCUUUUGCCAAAUAACCGUUGUAAUAAAUGUAAAGUGAUUUCGAAA
Molecule: messenger RNA, 965 nt
Organism: Aedes albopictus (Asian tiger mosquito)
Lineage: Eukaryota; Metazoa; Arthropoda; Insecta; Diptera; Culicidae
Exons: 2
Coding region: 58-420 (120 amino acids)
Source: RefSeq, a predicted model, not a curated record